Molecule: messenger RNA, 1200 nt
Organism: Priceomyces carsonii
Lineage: Eukaryota; Fungi; Ascomycota; Pichiomycetes; Serinales; Debaryomycetaceae
Gene: PGA45
Product: Pga45p
Exons: 1
Coding region: 1-1200 (399 amino acids)
Source: RefSeq, a predicted model, not a curated record
AUGAAAUUGUAUUCGAUAGUCUGCAUUUGCAGCUUUAUAGCAACGUUAGUUGGUGCUUUUCCAGGUGCUAUGCCCAUUGAGGAUACCAGCUUCCAGUUGUCUGCUUUUUUGGAAGACUCCUUGGAUGGAAUGCUACCAAUGGAAGAAGUACUCGAAUUCUAUGACAUGUUAAACAUUCAAAAAAGAGAUGGAAAUGAGAAGGUCAUAGCUUCAGUACUAAAUGCUGUCAAUAGGUCUGGCAUUGUCUGGGAUGUUUUGGACGAAGUUUCAUCAGAUGAUGAGAGAAUUCAAGUUCUUGCUAACUUAACUGCAAACUUGAUCAAUUCUACUGGAAGUAGCAUCAGCUUGAGCACCAUUCAAAGUUUAACAAAAGGUACGAACACAUCAUCUAUUAUUAAAAUUGUGAGAGACUCAGGUUUAGUCACAUCUCUUUUGGAUGGUAUUUUAUUGGAUAAGAGCUACAGGCCGACUAUAGAACGGUUAAUAAAGAGAGUCGUUUUGGACAACAAGUUUACAAUCCUGGUGAUCCUCAAUUCAGUUCUCAGUCCAAGUUCUAGCAAUCAGAAGAGAGAUACAAAAGAGAGCGGCUUAGAACUGCUAGUCACAAAUAUCGCUGCCAAACUUUUAUCUUCAUCUCUAUUCGAGAAUGUGCUAAAUGAUACAGUUGUUGCUUUAAAUGAUACUGGCUUCCUCGUUUAUACUGUCAAGAGGUUCAUUGCGACAGAUGAAUACUUGAACAUGACAGUUAAACUUACCAAAGAUAUCUAUAACUCCGGUAAGGUAAACAUUGAUCUUUCCAGUCUCAAUAUUACAAAACUUGUUGAUGACUCACUCAGUGAUCCGAAAAAAAUCGCCUCGUAUGUUGGCGAUAUUCUAUCUGGUGAUUUCAACUUUGGUAGUUAUUUGGGUAAAUAUACAACAGCAGUCAGGGAAAUUAUUAAGGAUUUAGAGUCUGACGGCAUGUUCCAAGAAUUGAAUGAUUAUUUAUUCCCCUCAAGCUCAUCAUCAUCAAAAGCUACUUCCACGAGAGCAAAUAAGAACGUUAAAAUAUCUGAAUUAACAGUGUCCUCGUCGGUAUCAUCUCCAACUGUUGAAACAGCAACUGAUUCAUCUGCAGAUUUCAUUCAACCAAACACAUUUAUCUUUAAGUGUCUUUUAGCAUUACAGACAUUCUUCAUUGGCGGCGCCUUCUUAAUUUAA